GAGCGCUUCGGCAGCGGCGUGGGCUUCGCGCUGUGGAACCCGCUGGGGCUCCGCCUCGCGGACGCGCUGCACAGCGGCUGGCCCCUCUUCGCCCUGCUGCGGGCGCUGCGGCCCCGCCUCCGCCGCGCCUGGGAGCGGCGCGUGGGCCCGCGGGCCGCGGAGGUCGCGCGGCGCCUGGCGCACUGCGCCCUCGCGGCGCCGCAGGGCGGCUGGGAGCUCCGGGCGAGGCAGGUCUGCGACGCGCUGGCGGCGGCGGGCGCGCCCGCGGGCGGGGCCUGCCCCCUGCUGCCGGCGCAGCGGGAGCUGAUGGUCGCGCGCGCCACGCUGCGCCGCCUGCCGGCACGCGGCGUGCCCGCCGAGGGCCUGGCGCAGGUGGAGGCGGCGGUCGACCGCGCUGAUCGCCACCUGCGGAGCAUGCUCGUCUGGAUCCAGCCCCGGGGAGGCUUCGCGGCGCCCGCCGCGAGGAUCCUCAUGCUGUUCCUGGUGGCGGCGGACGUCGUACUGCCACACCUGGUGGCCUUACAGCGGCGCCUGCACGGGGCGCUGGAUCUGCGUUACCCCUCCCCCUCGCCACGCUCCUCGCCCGCUUCUCCCGUUUCGCCCUCGUCCUCCGCGUCUACCCAUGGGGCAGCAUGGAGCGGACCGAGGCCUUCACCGACGGCGGAGGCGGGGCGGGGCAUGGCCUCGAGGCAAGGCGGGGGGGCCAGCCUUUACCAUGGGGCCAGUCUCCUCCAGCCCCUCCCGCUCAGGCGCGCCCCCACGUGGGGCUGGCGAUCCUGCGCACCUGAUAUCGAACUUUCAUCGGGCAGCGGGCCCCGCAGUUUUCUUGUCCCCGUCCAUGUUUGCCCCAUGUGUUUGUUGCUCUCGCUGACUCUUCUUGCUGCAAUGUGCGAACAUGCAGAAGGACGGACGCUCGGGAGGGUGACAUAUGUACAUUGGAUCUGCAUGUCGGCGUCGGACGAGGGUCGGCUGAACGACAUCUCGGACCCAGUUUCACAAUAUCGACAUAGUGGCCCUGACGGGGGCGGGUGA
This is a messenger RNA of Prorocentrum cordatum, 1032 nucleotides long. The record is from the annotation of a GenBank genome assembly. Lineage: Eukaryota; Dinophyceae; Prorocentrales; Prorocentraceae.